CACCAUCUACAACUGAUUCAGCUCCAGGUCUAGUAGGCUAUGAGCUUGGUUUCAAAAUUAUCAACAAGAACUUGACCAAUACAAAUCCAUUAUCACCAGAAUAUAAGCAAUUGAUCGGUUCCAUCAGUAAUGAGUUGAAUCAACUCUUCCAACAGAGUUCCAUCAACGAUGGAUUCAAAAUUUGUGCUGUAACUAAAUUAAGGAUCGGUUCCAUCAUAGUUGAUUGCAGGUGUUACUUCCAUCCUGCAAGGAAUAUCAGCAAAGACACCAUCAAAAAUGUCUUUCAACGAGAGACCCAGAAUGCCACCUCUCAGUGGCUGGGUAGCAGGUUCCAAAUCAUGGGCUUCACCAUGGAAGUUCUUGAAACAAAUACUGAAGCAGUAAACGAUAAGCCCCCCCACAUGCUAAAGGUAAAGAACUUCACUGUAAAUUUCACCAUUAUCAACUUGCCAUACAAGGACAUGAACAAUCCAAAGUCAGAUGUUUAUCAGAAAACCAAAGAGAGCAUCAAGGAUGAGCUCAACCAUCUGUAUCAACGCAGUGAUCUAAACAAGAGUUUUCUAGGCUGUUCUGUGAAAAACCUGAGACCCACUAGCCAUGAAACUCAAACUGGUGUCAAUUCUAUCUGCACAUUUGCAAUGGAGUUUGGUUCAAGGACUGUUGACAAAGACCUUGUGCAUGAUAUAUUUAAAAACCUGACUCAGAAUGCUUCUCUAAUGGGGAAAUACAGCCUGGACAAUAACAGCAUAAAUAUUAAUGCAUAUCCUUCAGCCAUGGCAACAAAACCAUCCAAACAAGAGCUUCCUUAUUGGGCCAUCAUCCUCAUAUGCUUCUCCGCCUUACUGGGUUCUAUCUUUUUAUUUCUUCUAUGUGUCAUGACUGCUGCCUGGGUGAAGAAGAGAGCAGGCAAGUAUCAGAUCCAAAGGAACAUGUUUGGCCUUUAUUUCCCACACAUGGACAUGCAGAAAUCACAGUGAUGUGGAUUUUGGAAACUUGACGCCUUCCCUGCAGGAAGACCCUUUUUGCAGAGUUCCAUUUUGCACAUAUUGUGCAGAAACAUAUGUUUACUAUAGCUGGAAUGAAUUUCUAGAUGAAAAAGAGAUACUACAUAUUCUGUGGAAGAAUGCCAGAUUUAGAGGUUGAUGGGGUGCCCUGUCAUAUUUAUUUAUUAUGUGUUGUGAAACUUGGAAUAUCUUUUUAAAUAUCUAUAAAAACUGUAGAGUAGAUUAUUUAAGUUCAAAAAAGAGAGAUUCUGCCUGGAGCAUGGAUCAGUAUUAAAAAAAGUUGCAUCUUUUUGAGAAUGCAAAGCACCAGUGAAUUCUAUUGCACAUUAAAAAUGUAAAAAAAGAAAAUAUAUAUUCUUUUGCUCAAUCAGUAAACAUUUCACUUGCUUUUGGUUUUGAAGCAGGAAUUUUCUUCUUCAAAGACAAUUAAGUUGUUGAAAUGGAAGACUUACAGUAUUUUUAUUUGAGCUGCAAUUAUAUCAUAUUGUACUGUACUGCACUGUACUGUAGUAUCUGUUUUCAAAAUAAUGUAUCUUGGGUAGAGAUGAUUUUCAAUCCUUUUUUUAAACAUUUCAAAUGUUCCUGAUUUCUUAUAAAUCAAUAAACAUGAG
Protobothrops mucrosquamatus (brown spotted pit viper) is the source of this 1615-nucleotide messenger RNA. Its product is annotated as mucin-16. The transcript has 9 exons. The record is from RefSeq and is a predicted model, not a curated record. NCBI's taxonomy places the organism in Eukaryota, Metazoa, Chordata, Lepidosauria, Squamata, Viperidae. The coding region runs from base 339 to 977 and encodes 212 amino acids.